Melopsittacus undulatus (budgerigar) is the source of this 1865-nucleotide messenger RNA. It is a transcript of the gene TMEM271, whose product is annotated as transmembrane protein 271. The record is from RefSeq and is a predicted model, not a curated record. The transcript has 4 exons. NCBI's taxonomy places the organism in Eukaryota, Metazoa, Chordata, Aves, Psittaciformes, Psittaculidae. Bases 1 to 1122 code for a protein of 373 amino acids.
AUGAAGUGGAGCGUGCGGGGAGCCUGCGCCGCGCUCUCCAGCUGCCUCCUGCUCGCCUGCGCCCUCAGCGCCGCCGCCGUGGGCCUCAAGUGCUUCUCGCUGGGCUCCGAGCUGAAGGGCGAGCCCUUCCGCCUGGGCACCGCCGCCGGAGCCUUCUACUCGGGGCUGCUGCUGGCCGCCGGACUCUCGCUGCUCGCCGCUGCGCUGCUCUGCUGUCGUCCGCCGGACGAGGCGCCCGUGGCAUCGGCUCCAGCCCCAGCCGCGGCACCGGCCCUGAACCCAGCUCUGGCCUCGGACCCGGCCGGGGACCCUGACCCGGCUGGAGGCGGCACCUGCGGGGGGGAGGCGGCGGCCGCACCGUCGGGGCCAGUAGAGAAGGCGCCGCCCGGGGGGCGGCAGAACUUCCUGCUGCUGGGGGUGCUGGUGUUCAUGCUGGGCGUGCUGAGCGCCUUCGCCGGCGCCGUCAUCGACGGCGACACCGUGUCGCUGGUGGAGAGGAAGUACUCGCACUACUGCCUGCUUCAGCCCGGCGGCUCGGCCCGCCAGCGGAGCGGCCCAGCGGUCCCCGACGGCUCCGCCGCGGCGCUCCGCUGCCAGAAGCUCCGGGACUACCAGCAAGGCUUGGUGCUCUCCACCGUCUUCAACGCGCUGGAGUGUCUCCUGGGUCUGCUUAACCUGCUCCUCGUCAAAAACUAUAAGGCUUCGCAGCAGCGCGGACGCCGGCGGCGCCGGCGUCGAGCGGCCCCGGCGGCUGCAGCGGCGGUGAGCGGGAGGCGGCGGCGGCGGCGGGGCGGCCCCUGCGGCGGCGGCGGUGGCGGUGGCGGGCGGCGGGCGCCGCGUCACAGCCAGGGCUCCCUCUUCUCCGGCGGCGAGCCCGAGCUCAGCCCCGGGGAUUGCCCCUUCCAGGCCGUCUCGUACAUCAACGUGGGCGUCUUCCACGUCUUCGACGAGGCUGGCGUGGAGGUACACUGCGGCGGGCAUCCCUCCGUCGAGCUGCCUGGCUACUCGCCCAUGGACCCCGAGCUCAACGCCUCCUACCCCUAUUGCUACCCGCUGCCCAGCGAGCAGCCGCCGGCCUACGAGGAGAUCUACCCUAGAGAGCCCUGCUCCCACGGCACCUAGCGCACACCGCCGGCGGGACCCCCGACUGCCAGCCCGGUCCUCGGCUCUCCGUGGCAGCCGGAGAGGGACCAGGCGCCGGAACGGACAGGGAGCGGGUCAGCCAGCUCCUCUCAGACGCGGGGCCCAGGGACAGCUUUCGCACCACCGACGGGACGGGUCGUGGGCAGGUGCCGCCGUGCCUCUGGCUCUGCGGAAGCUUCUCUUCUCUCCCUCCCUGCUCUCCCUUUUCUUCUCCCCACUCCGUCCCACCAGCCCUCCGUCCGCCGGCGGCUGAAUUUUCCGAAGGCUGCGCAAGAAACGCCGAAGGGUUGGUUCCUCCUGCUGCCUCUCCUCCGUAGCCAAGUUUAGUUCCCUUCAAAGUGAUUCAUCAGUCUCCAGCUUUAGCAGUCCAGAGUUACCCAUUUAUGAUAACCAGCCAGUGCCCGCUGUGCUAUGUACUUUCCACCCAAUGUUCAGGCACCUGGUGAAGUUCUGCUGAAGUUUAUAGAUCCGGCUGCCUUAGACUUCACUGAGUUUACCCUGAGGCAGGAGUGGAGAUGACAUUGCAGACUGCUACUCUUUCACUUACUAAGUUUUAGAUACCUGGAAGACCUCCAUAAGUUUUACAGAAGCAAACACUUCCAGUGAAAACAAAACAAAACAAACAACCCACAUAGAAAAUGGCUCUGACUCACCACCAGAGCUGUGUCCAGAAGCAGUACUCUGACCUGAGCAGUCAAAAUUACUAAUAACAGAAAAAUUAC